Molecule: messenger RNA, 6517 nt
Organism: Limulus polyphemus (Atlantic horseshoe crab)
Lineage: Eukaryota; Metazoa; Arthropoda; Merostomata; Xiphosura; Limulidae
Exons: 3
Coding region: 244-2835 (863 amino acids)
Source: RefSeq, a predicted model, not a curated record
UGGAGGAUGAAGCUUAAAGAAAUUGUGCUCAGAAUAUUCUUUUUUAUAUACACAUGACAAUGAUAGUAUGAAAAAUGCUUCUAACAAGAACUUCAGUAGAGAUAAACCACACAUUCCCUUGAUAUAAUAUUCAAUUGUAUUUCAAUGAAAGAAGGUGGAGACAACUUACAAAGUUUGCUGUAUAUCUAAUUGGGAAUGUAUUUGUGCCUAGUUAGUUGAUGCAAUUAGUAAACAUCUUUGAAGAUGAGCAACAACAAAGACAAAACUAAAGAUUUAAUUUCUAUACCUGUAAUAAAGAAGUCCCCUGCAAUGAAAAAGAAGUUGAGAAAUAAAAAUGAAGUAAUAUCUGAAGCAAAAGGCACAAUAUCAAAGUUGUUUCCACUUUUUGGAUUUAUUGAGGUAAACCACCCAAUUAAAGCCUCAAUUUACUUUGAUGCUUUUUGUGUUGAACAUGGUAAAGUUGAAAAACUUUCAGAUUUAAAUUUUAAAAUUGGGCAAGCUGUGUAUGUUUGUGCUAAGAAAGGACGCCCUGAUGGUCAAGCUAAAUUUCGUGCUACUAAAGUCUGGAGAAUGGCAAAUCAUGAGUUAUUUAGUCGUACUCAUCCGCCAGCAAAAAAGAAAAAUAUAAAUACAACAAAAAUGAAUAAGUUAGUUAGUAAUGGCAAACUUUCUGGAAUAUCUUCGAGCAUCAUAAGUUCUCAGCAAGAUUCAGAUAUAAGUGAUGCAUCUUUAGAUAGAUAUCACAAUGAUGAAAAAUUAAGUAUUAGCACAUCUACUUCAAUUAGUUUGUCAUCUCACAGCGUGCCAGAAAAAACAUCAUAUCAUAGAAUAAAAGACAAAAAUUCUUUGCCAAUAACUUCAUGGGAUAAACUUAAGAAAAUUACUAACCAGAAUGGAAGAAUUCAUCCUGAAGGAGAGAAUAAAGCAUGCAUUAGAUUUGGUAACCCUGAAGAAGUUGUUUUGACUAUAAGUGAUGUUGUCUUUGAUAAUAAUAAAAGAAUUAAAAAUUUAAUAUGGCAUAUUGAUGAUAACCAGCGUGUUCAGUUUGAUGCAAUUGAAGCUAAUUUUAUUGUUGGUUCUUGGAUUGCUACAAAGGUUUGGAUUGGUGAGGCACCAGAAAGUUCUUUACCAAAUGCUCUUAAAAAUGAGAAAUAUUGGCAAGAAUUAGUGAAUAAAUAUGCCUCUUUGUUUGAAGUUGAAUACACUUUACCAAAUCCAUUACCAGAAUCAGUGAAUGUUCAUCCAAGAUAUGCAGGUAAAGAGAAUUGGAAUGAAGUGCAAUCUACUGAGUUGUCAAUAAAUUGUGCAAGUCCUUGGGAUGAGUGUGAAGGGUGGGACUCUCAAGACAAUACAGGACUUCAAGUGACAUUUUCUGAUAAUGGAAAGUUUGUAAGUGAAUAUGAAGAAGAUUACAUUUCAAGUGUAGAGGAUGAACCUGAUAGAAGUUUUUUUUCCAAUAGUAAAUUUCAGCCAACUUAUAGUUUGCAAUUAGAAAGUUUAAACUCUCAAAAGAUCCAUAGAUUAGACAGUGAAAAUAUUCAGACAAGGGUUGAAAAGCAUUCAGAAGAGAGUUUUGACAGUAUUAAAGACCAUUUUGACUGUCAUAAACUAGAUCAUUUUUCAGAACUUUCAGACAGUUUGAAAACAGAAGAGAUUAGCAAAAAUGUCUUAAAUCUUCCUCAUGAAGGGUUAAAAGAAGAAAAAUUUAAGGCUUCUUCUGAUGAACCUUCUUUAGAGUUAUUUAAAACAUUGUUAGAAGAUUCUAAUAAUAGUGUACAUGAUGCAGUUAGUGCUUUCUGUAGUCAGUUGAGUUUUAAUGAAGUAGAAGACAAACUCCAACUUGCAAAGUUUAGCAAUUCUAUUGUGCAAAUAACUGAGGAAAAUAAAGGGUUAGAAAAUAUUGAAGAAUUGAAAUCAAAAGGAAUGAACUUCUGUGCAAAACAGUGUGAUACAACUUUACAAGAGGUUGUUUCACCAUCUGUGAAAAAUGUUGUUAAUGCUACAGGCCAUCUCAAGAAGAUUGAUAAAUAUUGCGUCUGGAUAAAGGUGAAAAAUACAUUAGUGCCUGUGUGUUGGAGUCAUAUUUAUGUUAAUGGAAGAAGAGUGUGUGGAAUUACUAAAAAGUUGGAAGAUGUUUUAGAAGAAAAUGCAGUUGUACAUUUUGCUUAUAUGCAUACUUUUGCAUAUAAUUCUGAAUGGGUAUAUGUGUAUAGCUUGUGGAAAGGAAAAAAACCUAAACAAAUAUCAGAGCCCACUGUUGAAGAGUUUCUGAAAGAGCUGGAGUUAAAAAGCAGAUCCUUUUCUGUUAGUUGUAACUCUACGUAUAGUACAAAGAAACAAGACCAGAUUGGAUAUAGAGACAAUUCCUUUGAUGAUCAGCGAGAAGAUUCUUCCACCAAAAGUUCUGAUGUAGAAGCUGCAAGUCACAAAAUUUACUCCAAGAAACAGAAGUUUGGAAGAGUUCCUGAUAAAGAUAUUUCUGAUAAAACUUUGGCAUGUUUUAAUUCAACCGGUGCUGAGAAACAUGAAGAUCACAAUAAAACAAAACCUGAUAGAGCAUGUAGGAAUUUGUACUGUGUAAGUGAAGACUCUGGUAGUGUAACUGCACAGACACCAAAGCUUUUUCUGGCAGAGUUUAAGAGUAAAGGAAUCCAGACAAAGAUAGAGGGAGUCCCUUUAUGUACCUGUUUACAUUCUCAACAUCAAGCAAGUGUGAAGAAAGUGGUUAAUGUCAGCAUACAGACAGAGAGUUGUGAGGCCAUUACUGAUUCCACACAGACAUUUUCCACAGGCGAAAUUUUUUACUCAAGGGUGUAUCUUGAUGCUGUUGAUUAACUUGAAAGGUGUUACGUAUGAAUGAAUCUAAUUUAAUGAUAUAUAUAUAUAGCUCAGUUACCUACCAUAACAGAUAAAAUUUAAAUAUCUGCAAUACAUUUUGACUAAAUCUUGAUUCAAUGAAAAUUCUUUGGUGAGUUUCUUUGAUUUAAUUAAACUUGUACUAAAAUUUUGUCUUGCUAAUGCAUAGUUUUAAUAUUUGUAGUCUUCUGUUAUGGUAGUAACAGUAAUAAGAAGAAAAAAGAUAAUACAGUGAAUGUUACUUAAAAAUAAGCCUGUGUUAACCUUGUCUCUAUUUUUUUUAAUUUUAUGGUUUGUUUCUAUGUUAAGUGCUUGCCCGCUUACCAGUUUUAGGGAAAAUUGUGCUACUCUAAACCUUUUAAGGCUUUAUUUUUUUCUUUCUCUUUCCCCCUCAUCAAAACCAUAUACUCUGGUACUUAGAUACAGUAAAAGAAUGAAAUUAAAAUUUUAACUUGUUUUAAGUAUGUUUACUGUGUUAUUGAUCCUUUUAUAUUACCAAUAGAAUUGAUAAAAUAUAAAUGUAGAGGCAGUAAUGUAAAAAAAGAUAGAUCAGGCAUCAUGUAUCUCCAUUGUUAAAAGUAAUAUUACCUGCAUUUGAAAUAAUUACUGAAAUGUGUAGCUGGUACAAGUUUCUCUUUUAUAAAUCAUUUCUAGAAAUCACAAAGGUGAUCUGAUAAAUAGUAGAGUUGGUGGGGCCCAGUCAUGUGUUCAAAAUUAUUGGGGAUGAUAGAUACAGUAGAUGAUGGAUAUAUGCAUGUGACUUGAUUACUGUAUGUAGCCUAUUUUGAAAAGAGUAUUACUUACUAUUAAAUGUGAAAUGAAUUAUUUGUCAUAUUUAGGUCGAUACCUAGUAUAUUAAGUAUAAGUUUGGCACUUAGCUGCUUUAAACAAAACAGCAAAGAAAUAUUAUAAGUAGAAGAGAAGUAAUAUAAUAUAAACAUUUUUCAAAACAGAUUAAAUAAACCUAAAUAUGCUCCUGAUUGUCAAUUCAAGUUUUGAAUAUCACUCCAAAUGUGAUCUGUGAGAAUAGAUUAAUAACUGCAUAUCCCCACCAUCUCUAUACAAUUAGUUCAUUAUUACACUUGAGUAGUUUUAUCUGUCUUGUCACUUGUGUAGUGCACUGAAAAUAUUGGGACAUUUAUUUUACAAUUUUCUAUUAUAUGUGAAAUAUAUAUAAAGAUUAUACAACUUAUGGUACUUUGCUAUCAAUUAUAGUUUGUAUAAAUGGUACCUCAUGUUUUAUAAAACAUAAACUGAUGGAAAAAUGUUUUAAGAUUUGAAUAUCUUUAACUUAUUUUUUUACAAGAGAAAAUUUUGUUGUGUAUAUAGCAGUUGUUAAAAAUAUAGUUACAAAAGGGGAGAAUUUGUCUCAAUGCAGUGACACUUGUGUAAAAGAAAAAAAAGUGUUUUAAAAAAUUAUGGUUCAAACUCCAAAAGGUAGCGAAAUAUUAGAAAAUAGGCUUAAAAAUUGUUACAAAAAUAGGUUUACCUUCCUCUUAAUUCACUCAUUGCAGCUCAAAAUUAGAUUUCUGGUAUUGAACAAAAAGCUCAUUGGGAAGUGAGUUGUGGGAGACAAAAGAUAGAUCUAAAAUGCAAUUUUUUACACAGCAUUGAUUUUGAGCUACAGUGGAGAAAUUAAGAGUAGAACAAAAACAUUUUCAAUUAACUUGUUUUUAUAGCAGUAUUUUAAAGUAUACAAAAUGUAACUGUAGUGUUUAUACAAAGUAGCCCUAAGAAUGUUUUCAGCAUUUGGGGAGGACUGUGCAAGUUCCACAUCACCCCAUUCAGUCUGUGUAAUGCCCCACAACUUUUGAAUGGUUGAUUAAACUUACAGUGAAAGAACUGAAAUGGAAGAGAUGUAUCAUAUAUAUAAGUGUCAUACUUGUCUUUGGCCACAUAAUUCAUUGAUGCAGUCUUUAAACUGAAACCGAGAAAGUGUGUGCUUAUGGGUAUAAAGCAUAAUUUCUCAGUAGCAUAGUUGAUAAAGAUUGAGUGUCCACUGUUUCUUCAAAGAUUACAAUGGUCAAUGACUGGCCCACACCUUUUGACAAACAAGCUCAGAUGAGGCCCGGACCAUUUCACAUUGUGAGGCCCCCCUCAUUUUUUAAUAUUUUAAUGUAAGGAAUGGCAUGUAAAGAAAUUUUUAUUCGUAGAAUGCAUGACUGUAUAAUUUUAUUUAGCUUUAGGCACACUGGCUUGACUAGUUUGUAUAUUAUAGUGUCUCUAAAUAAUGCCACUCAGAAUCCAAAAAUUUAUUAUACAAAUAAAAAAACAUAAUGAUGACACUAUUGUUUUUAUUAAAACCGUUAUUUCAGAAAGGCCUUUUAUUAUUUUUUCUCCGUUAAGUUUUCAAUUAGGGCAGAAAAAUCUAGCUUUCAUGCUAUGUCACAGUUAAUAUUGAGCAUGGCUAUGCCAUUGAGACGCUUUGUGCCAUUGCAGAUUGAUGGUAGUUUUUAACUUGGUUUAGUACACUAGUAUAGUGUUCUCCUGAUGCUACAGAAGCAGGCAAACAUAGAAAUAUUCGUAUUGCAAUUGUCACGUUUGGAAACACUUAGACUAAUCCCAACUCCAGAAUUUGUUCCAAAAUUUUCUUUGGCUUAGUGCCACAAUUUGUCAAAUUUGUGUCACUAGAUUCGUUUACGAAAUAGCAUUUUGUCAAUGAGUUCCUCAGAUACAUGUUCUGAAUACUUUUUUUGAAAGUUAUUGGUGGAUGAAUACUUAGGGUAUUGAAAUCCCACAGAAAACUGAAAAGGGAACAUAUGUUCCUCAAAGACUCAAAUUGUCUGUUCAAAUCACUUUGAACAGAACCAGUGAGCACAAAAAACAUGUGCUUUUAAAAUACUCUUCUGUCUCCUUUUUCAGUUGGAAAAGUACAUUUUGUGGAAAACUUUGGAGAAAUACCAAUGCUUUCUGCAACAUGUUUGCAUUCAAUCAAGAUUGCAUCCCAGUGGUCACGAAAAUGCUGAACAUUUUUGAUGAGACUCUCAAUGUUGUUUUUUUUUCAAGAUCAAGCAUAGCUGUGCAAAAUUCUAUCACGAGAUUUAUCUGAUGAAUCAAAUGUUGAAAAAUACUUUUCAAUACUAUGGAUUUCCAUUUUGGCAUGUGCAGUGAGAUUGAACUUCAGCCAGUGCAGCUCUCACUUCUGCAGUAUGGUUUGCAAUGGGCUUCACAGCAUUUACUUUGGCUCUUCAGUAUGCAUCUGACAAACCAUGCAAUGAAACUAGCAAAUGUUUCUUCAGAAUUUCCCACCUUUGUGGGCUACUGCUGAAACAGUUAAACAGUUGCUUGAUCGUUCCGAAAAAAGUUAUUGCUUCCUUACACAAUGCAGCAGAAUCAACACAAAUGAGGUUCAGUGUGUGAUUGCCGCAGUUUGAGAAAAUGGCAGUGGGAUUUUUUUUUUCCAUUAAAACUGCUUGGGCUCCAUUGUAUUUACCCACUAUAUUUGCUUCUUGUCAUACCCUUGUCCAAUGCAAAAUUGGAAGUCCAGUUUCAAUUCUUCAAGAAUAGUCAAGAUGCAGUUUGCAAUGUCUUUGCAUGUAUUUUUUUGUUGAUGUUGUCAAGUAAAAUGAAUCUUUCUUGAAUUGUGCACUUUAGUGCAUCGUAAAUUUUUUUCCUUUAUUUUCAAAUACUGGAUGACUACAGUUGUCCGUUCUUUAUGUGA